Molecule: messenger RNA, 1392 nt
Organism: Capronia epimyces CBS 606.96
Lineage: Eukaryota; Fungi; Ascomycota; Eurotiomycetes; Chaetothyriales; Herpotrichiellaceae
Exons: 1
Coding region: 1-1392 (463 amino acids)
Molecular function (GO): protein binding
Source: RefSeq, a predicted model, not a curated record
AUGGACAGUUGCCCGGAUGAGGUGCUCCUCAAAAUCUUCAACCGCCUGAACUUCAAGAGCGUUGCAAACAUUCGCCUGGUCAGCAAACGUCUGGCCGCGGUUGGCGCCGAGGCGUUGGUCAAGAGAGUGCGUUUCCAUUGCAGUCAAGAGUCGCUCGAACGUCUCAACACCAUCGCCAACCAUGAUAUCUUCAGCAAGUACGUCGACACCAUCGUCUUCGAGGGCAACAUUCUGGCAAAUGUCGGUUGCGUCCACACCUACUCGGCACAUUACGAGCUUGAACAUCACAAGUAUGAAAGACCACAACCUCCUGAGAAAAAUGCUACCGCUCGAGAGAAGAGACUGUAUGAGCGGAAUUUGAUCAAAUUCAACCACGACAUCACGCUCAAAUAUGACCGAUACCGCACGUUCUAUGACCAGCAGCAGAAAGUGCUCAAGUCAACUGCCUACGAUGAACUCAUAUCCUCGAGUAUUCCUUGCUUCCCAAAAUUGAGCAAGGUGGUCUUGUCCACGGUGGGCAGGUGUAAGCACGUACUCUCCCAACGAUUCCUGGAAAUGUUUGCCGUCGAUUGUGCCAUGCCAAUUGAACAUGACACCAAAUACACGAAAGAACAGCUCAAACACCUCCUUUUCCCGCAGGGCCGACCUCUCACUGCUCUACACUCUUUGGAAGUGCACGUCGUCAGCCCCAAGUUCUUCGCUGGCUUUAUGCCCGGAGACUUGAUCUGCCAGGCAUUCCAGAACCUGAAAGUCAUCGACCUCAACUUUCGACUGGAGAAAGACGACCGUCACGGUCUGGACGCCCUGACAGCCGAUCGCUGCUAUGGAGACUUGAGCAAAGGACAUCUUCAAGACGCGCUUGCAGCUGCCAAGGACCUGGAAGAACUGACCAUCAACUUUGACGAUUUCGGUUUCUACGGAGCCUGUACAAACAUGCAGCAGAUUUUGGGUGAUCAUGCCUGGCCUAAUCUCACAACCUUAGACCUCGACUGCAUGUCGACCAGUGAGAGCUAUCUCCUUGACAUGUUGACACGCCAGCCAGCCCUUGAAAAGCUCCGACUAGGCUUCAUUACUCUCGAGGGCGGACGAUGGCCGACUACCACCAUGCAUAUGCGAAAAAACUUGACCCUCAUCGAGUUCUCGGCACAUGGACUCCUGGAGGAUUCGGAACAGAUGUACCCUAUGCAUUUGAUCGACGCUGAAGCUUACAUUCUCGAUUAUGCACAUUUCAGUCUGGCGGCUGCUCUCGACCUGUAUGUCACGGAUGGAUACGACGAAGAGGAUGAAUAUCAUCCACUGGAGGACAGCGAGUUUGCCGAUCCGGAGGAGUUGCGCGAAGAAUACGGCCCAUUUGAAGACACAGACUACUCCGAGAUGGACUGCAGCGACUAG